This is a messenger RNA of Dermacentor silvarum, 435 nucleotides long. RefSeq lists its product as uncharacterized. The coding region runs from base 1 to 435 and encodes 144 amino acids. The record is from RefSeq and is a predicted model, not a curated record. NCBI's taxonomy places the organism in Eukaryota, Metazoa, Arthropoda, Arachnida, Ixodida, Ixodidae. The transcript has 2 exons.
AUGGGCCUCGACCGCAUGCCACGCGCUCGAGGCGAGCGCAGUGUGUGUGUCUAUGUGCCGUGCACACGUGGGCUGUUUGAGGACCCGUUUCGUCGUCGCCGCCUCCGCAGCCAUUUCGUGUGUGACCCAGCGUCACCAUAUGCCAUUCCUGUCGCCAGAGACGCUCGACGUGUGCUUGAAAUGGUGACGUGUGUUCGCCCUAGGUGUGUCUGUGUGUGCAGCAAGAAGCUUGCCGUGACCGUCGUCUCAUGCUGGGGGCUGUUCAACGGACCUCAUGCGAUGCGCUCCGGCAAGAUCGCGGAACGAGAGCCGCUGGAGACCGGUACCCAAGUGCCAGACAGGGGCUACGUUGCCGGCUGUGGAGAUGCUCGCUACAGCACCGGCGGUCCUGCGAGAGAGGCGACGCUGACGGCAGGCUCCGCCAUCUGCAGGUAA